AUGUCAGCAAACACACCAAGCGACCUGAAGACUGUGGCAGUUGCGCCCCUGAUCCGGAAAAGAAGAUUAAGCAACGAGAACCCGACCAACGCUCCGGUGCAAGGGACGGCAUCAUCAACAUCUGCCUUGAAUCCUCAAGUCAGCACGACAGCUCCUAGCCCAAUGAACCACUCCCAAGCUAGCACUGAGAACAAGACGCCCCGGGUGCAGAUCAAACUGACUUCGAAGCUGAGCUCCACAGCUGCAUCUACUAGCCCAGUCGGUGCGAGGCCAGACACUUCCAACGUGGGCGCAGCCGCACCUCAGACUCCUGAUCACAAUGUUCAACCCAUUAUACCAUCUUCGAGCGCCUCAGAUAACAAAGCCAACGUGCGAGUUCUGCUUGGCCCUCUGUUGGACGAAGCUAUCGCCGCUGUUGGUUAUACACCUAAGGAGGGUGGUAGCCGACGGGACUACAUACUCGACUCCGCCAAUCACAUAAAUCACCUGAAGGAGAAUAUAAGCACAUUAGAGAGCCGAGCAUCUGCAACUGAGAGCAAGUUGAGAUUGUCGGAGGAGAAAGUGGUAUCAUUGCGCAGAGAAGUUGGGAACGCCAACAUGAGAGACGCUGAAUCGAGUUCAGAAGCCAGAAGCCUCAGUAACCAGCUUGUCCUGAGCUCCAGGAAGUUAGCAGAAGAGAAAAGAAGCAACGCUCGGGCCAUCCAAGAAAGAGUUGCAGUUUGGACGGACAACCAAUCCUUGAACGCCGAUAAUCGCGAACAUCUAGCCAAGAUUGCAGGGUUGGAAAAGCAGGUCAAGACUCUUCAGAAGGAACUUACAGAAAGCACACAGCUCCGUUUGGAAGGAGUAGACAGAAUCGAUACACUGGAAAAUCUGUUGAGGGACAGCCAAGCCUUGCCCCGAGCAUUGCAGUGUAUACAAUAUUGUUUUGCAUAUUUGGUUAUGAUUUUGUCAUUCUUUCCAAAGUUUGGCCGGUCUUGCUAUGAACAUCUCCUCCCACACCUGCCCACUAUCAAAGCAUACGCCCGGUCAUGGUUUCACUCAUCUAUCUCGGCCAUUCAGUCUUUGCCUGGAAUGAUCGGCUUUUGUAUCUCGAUGAUUGUUUGGGCAGCUCCGCCGACUUUUUGGUUCAUAUGGUCAUGGUUGUUGAAACCAUUAUGUGUCGCUAUCUUAAGGUUGUUGAUAGGCUUAUGGAGUCAAGCUAAAACCUGCGUUGUACAAUGGUUUUGGACUUUCUGCCAUAGAGUUCAAAUCACUUGGGCAGCAGUUGUCGCGUGGCCAUCUACAAACAGGUGGAAAAUCUGGACUGCCGGUUUAACCAUCUUACUCUUCAUGGUACCGACUGCUCUAAACCUUCUCAGUUGUGGGCCAUUUAUGACACAUCAAGCCACUACAUAUUUCAUGCACCCACAUACCUCUACACCGGUCUUGUUGCCAACCUGGACCGACUCUCGAGAGCAGGUCAUUCUCGAUUUCGCAAAGUCUUGUCCAGCUUUCGGCCAUGUCUACGGAACAGUUCGCGAUUGUUUCAUAGAGUACGAUGAGCGGCGUUUAGUGGUAGGGAUGUCUCACACGAGUAUGCUCCCAAUUAUCGAAGAACACAAGAAGCACGAAGCAAGAUUAGAGAAGAAGCUUGCGAAGAGACCAGCCAACAAAUCCUCUCAGCGUUCCGAUGUCCCCGAGAACAGAUGGCUAAGACCGCUCGGUGUCUCUGUUGGCAUCUUCGUUGUGGGCAUGGCUGUUCGGGCCAUGAUGUAA
Molecule: messenger RNA, 1758 nt
Organism: Mollisia scopiformis
Lineage: Eukaryota; Fungi; Ascomycota; Leotiomycetes; Helotiales; Mollisiaceae
Exons: 2
Coding region: 1-1758 (585 amino acids)
Source: RefSeq, a predicted model, not a curated record